AUGCCUGUCAUCUCUCGUCUUUUCUCUGUGGUCCUCCGCAUUGCGGAACUCGCUUGUGCCGCUGUUGUCGCUGGUAUCGUCGGAUACUACCUCCACAUCUGGCACGAAGACCACCUCAGCGCCUGGGACCAAGGUCGCUGGAUCUACACCGAAGUGAUCGCAGGUCUGUCUCUGCUACUAGGCUUGCUCUGGUUGAUUCCCACUGCUCAUACAUUCUUCAUCUGGCCCAUUGAUCUUAUUAUCGCGCUCUGCUGGUUUGCCGCUUUUGGUCUCGAGGUCGAUGCCUUGAACGGUCUCCCAUGCGGCGGUGCCUUUGACUGGGGUUAUAUCGGUGACAAUGACUUGUGUGGUCGCUGGAAGGCUGCUGAAGCGUUCAGCUUCUUGUCUGCAGUGAUCUGGCUUGUAUCUGCUAUCCUUGGCAUCUACUUCGUCUGGCGCGUUGACCAUCGCCGCCGCAACUACUACUAUGGACGCUACGCUGUCUAA
Messenger RNA from Talaromyces amestolkiae, 486 nucleotides. RefSeq lists its product as uncharacterized. The transcript has 4 exons. Bases 1 to 486 code for a protein of 161 amino acids. NCBI's taxonomy places the organism in Eukaryota, Fungi, Ascomycota, Eurotiomycetes, Eurotiales, Trichocomaceae. Gene Ontology annotation, cellular component: membrane. The record is from RefSeq and is a predicted model, not a curated record.